Molecule: messenger RNA, 1345 nt
Organism: Amaranthus tricolor (Joseph's coat)
Lineage: Eukaryota; Viridiplantae; Streptophyta; Magnoliopsida; Caryophyllales; Amaranthaceae
Product: protein ALP1-like
Exons: 3
Coding region: 1-1230 (409 amino acids)
Source: RefSeq, a predicted model, not a curated record
AUGAUUCCAUCUCAAUUAGCCAUAGUAAGAAGAAGGAAGAAGAGACAAAGUGAAUUACUUGUACUUCUCAUGGUUGUUAACAAUGUCGUCACACUCAUGUACUUGGUGAUGUGUAUGAUGGGUGUAAUUGUUUAUGAAAUAGAACGACCACGUUAUAGCAAAAGUGAGAAGAAACACCUUAGACAAAAGCACUUGGAUGCACUAAUCAAGGAUAGUGAUAUAGUCUGCAAAAGUGAACUUCGUGUGAAUAGAAAAACCUUUUAUGUCCUUUGUGAGAUGGUCCGAGAUGUCGGUGGUUUAAAUGGCACUCGAAAUAUGUCUUUGGAGGAAAUUGUAGCUAUGUUCUUGUACACGUUGGCACAUCAUUUGAAAAAUAGGACAAUUAGAAGUCAUUUCUUUCGAAGUGGAGAAAGUGUUAGUAGAAACUUCUACCGAUGUCUUCUUGCCGUAUUAAAACUACAUACAUACUUGCUGAAAAAGCCGACACCUAUAACAGAAGAUUGUGAAGUGGAUAGAUGGAAAUGUUUUAAGAAUUGUUUAGGAGCCUUAGAUGGCACUCAUAUUAGUGUUCAUGUGCCAAGUGAGGAUAGAGCAAGAUAUCGGACAAGGAAAGGUUCUAUUGCUAUGAAUGUGUUAGGUGUAUGUAACCCUAAUUUGGAGUUCAUAUAUGUUCAACCUGGUUGGGAAGGAUCCGCUCAUGAUGGUCGUGUCCUUCGAGAUGCUAUUACUAGGCCUAAUGGUUUAAAAGUGCCGCAAGGUUCCUACUAUUUGGUAGAUGCAGGAUACACGAAUUGUGAAGGGUUUUUAGCACCAUAUAGAGGUCAUCGAUAUCACCUUAAAGAGUGGGGGGACCGACAACCAAUUAGUGCGGAAGAGUACUUCAACAUGAAACAUUCUAAGGCAAGGAAUGUUAUUGAGAGAUGUUUUGGACUAUUAAAAGGAAGGUGGGGUAUUCUUAGGACCCCAUCCUUCUUUCCAAUACGUACUCAUGGGCGUAUAGUUCAAGCAUGUGUACUAUUACACAAUCUUAUUCGAAAACAUAUGCCAACAGAUUACACAAUGUAUUGGGAUUCCGAUAGUGAAGAAGGUGAAAGUGAUGAUGAGGGCCUAGAUGAUGAAGUUGAUUUGAUUACUCAAAUAGCUACUACGGAUGCUUGGACUGCUUAUCAGAAUAACUUAGCACAAACUAUGUUUAAUAAUUGGAGACUUAGGCAUAGUAGCCAAACAUAAAUGUUUCUUUAGUUUAUUUGGACUUAUGUUUGGGUGUUCCUUUUUAUGAUGUAAUCGAAUUUUAUGGUGUUGACAUAUUUUUUUAUGGUGUAAUUGGAUUAUUUAAUUUAUCUUG